Molecule: messenger RNA, 3653 nt
Organism: Delphinapterus leucas (beluga whale)
Lineage: Eukaryota; Metazoa; Chordata; Mammalia; Artiodactyla; Monodontidae
Source: RefSeq, a predicted model, not a curated record
CGCCCCCCAGUCGGCUGGCCGGGCCGCGGCGCCAAGCGCGAGGGCCGGGCUCCCGGGGCUGGUGGCCAUGGGCGGGAGCCGGAGGCGGCAGCGGCAGCGGCAGCGGCAGCGGCAGCGGCGGGCCCCGCGGGCGGGGAGGCGCGCGGCCUACGGCCCCUGACGAUCCCCAGUGGCCUGGCGCGCCCCCGCGCCUCCUGGGGGGCCGUAGCCAAGCAACGCCCGGCGCGCCCGCCCAUCCCCCGCUGCCCUUUUUUUCCUGGCCGGGUGCAAGGGAGCAUGCCCGCGCCUGGCCUCAGCCAGCUAAGAGUUAACCCGAGGGGCGUGGAGCUGCCCCCCCCUCGGGGGCGUGCCCCCCUCCCCCGCUAGGCGGCCCGCCCCCCGCGCUAGGGUAUGGCCCCCGGCCCUGGGCCGGGACCCGAGGUCCUGCGCACGGGCCAGUGAAAGGCGUUUUCCCGUUCCCGCCCUCCUUCCCUCGCCGGCUAGCACCAUGGGAUGUAAUAUGUGCGUGGUCCAGAAACCGGAGGAGCAGUACAAAGUGAUGCUUCAGGUGAACGGGAAGGAGCUCUCCAAGCUGUCUCAGGAGCAGACCCUGGAGGCCCUGCGUGCCUCCAAGGAGCCCCUGGUGAUCCAGGUGCUGAGACGCAGUCCCCGCCUCCGGGGCGAUGGCUCCUCCCACGACCUGCAGCUGGUGGACAGUGGCACUCAGACCGACAUCACCUUCGAGCAUAUCAUGGCGCUGGGCAAGCUGCGCCCACCCACCCCACCCAUGGUCAUCCUGGAGCCGUACGUCCCGUCUGAGCUGGCCAAGGGAGAACCGUCCCGGGACUUUGCUGCCAGAAGGUUGAGGUCCUCAGCUCCUCCUCUGUCCUUUCUCCUCCUCUGCCGCCCCAUCGUCUUCUGCCUCACAAGCAUCAUCCCUUGAAUCUUCUUGCAUCCUUGUCUGUCCCAUUUCUCUGCCUGCUCUGAACUUCCUCCAUCUCUUCGGCUUCUUUCUUUGGCUCACUCGGAAGAAGGGCCUCUCAUCCGGGCCUGGUGGCUCAUGACUGUCCCCCCCAUCAGCCAUGAGUAUUAUGACCCGGCGGAGUUCAUGGAGGGCAGCCCGCAGGAGGCAGACCAUAUGGAAGAGCUGGAGUAUGAGGAGGUGGAGCUGUAUAAAACUAGCCACCGGGACAAGCUGGGCCUGAUGGUCUGUUACCGCACGGAUGACGAGGAGGACCUGGGCAUCUACGUUGGAGAGGUGAAUCCCAACAGCAUCGCAGCCAAAGACGGCCGCAUCCGCGAGGGAGACCGCAUCAUCCAGAUAAAUGGUGUAGACGUCCAGAACCGGGAAGAAGCAGUGGCCAUCCUGAGCCAGGAGGAGAAUACCAACAUCUCCCUGCUGGUGGCCCGGCCUGAGAGCCAGCUGGCGAAGCGGUGGAAGGACAGUGACCGGGAUGACUUCCUGGAUGAUUUUGGCUCUGAGAAUGAGGGAGACCUGCGGGCGCGGAAGCUGAAAUCCCCCCCUGCCCAGCAGCUCCAGCUUGGAAACGAAGAGGAGAAAGGGGCCCCUGAUGCGGGCCCAGGCUUGAGCAACAGCCAGGAGCUGGACAGCGGGGUGGGCAGGACGGAUGAGAGCACGCGCAACGAGGAGAGCUCUGAGCACGACCUGCUGGGGGACGAGCCCCUGAGUACCGCCAACACGCCCGGGCCCCUGCGCAAGUUUGGCCUGCAAGGGGACGCCCUGCAGAGCCGCGACUUCCACUUUAGCAUGGACUCCCUGCUGGCCGAGGGCGCAGGGCUGGGUGGCGGCGACGUGCCGGGCCUCACGGAUGAGGAGUACGAGCGCUACCGCGAGCUGCUGGAGAUCAAGUGCCACCUGGAGAAUGGCAACCCCCUGGGCCUCCUCUUUCCCCGGGCCGCCGGCGGCAGCGGUGCCCUGGAUGUCAACCGCAACGAGAGCGUGGGCCACGAGAUGGCCGUGCUGGAGGAGGAGCUGCGGCACCUGGAGUUCAAGUGCCGCAACAUCCUGCGGGCGCAGAAGAUGCAACAGCUGCGGGAGCGCUGCAUGAAGGCCUGGCUGCUGGAGGAGGAGAGCCUCUACGACCUGGGGGCCGGCGAGCCCAAGAAGCACGAGCUGUCUGACAUCUCCGAGCUGCCUGAGAAGUCGGACAAGGACAGCACCAGCGCCUACAACACGGGUGAGAGCUGCCGCAGCACUCCGCUGCUGGCGGAACCCCUGCCCGAGAGCCCCCUGAGGCGGGCAACCGCCGGGGGCAACUCCAACCUGAACCGGACCCCCUCCGCACCCCCUGUUGCCGCCCACCCCAAGGCUGCCCCUCCGCAGGGGGGUCCCGCCAACUUCCGAUCCCUCUCCCGGGAUCCCGAGGUGGGUCGGAGACAGCACUCGGGGGAGCGGGUCCGCCGCGGCCCCAAGACGGGGGUGACCCUGGAGCGCGUGGGCCCCGAGGGCAGCCCUUACCUGUCGCGGCGCCACCGCGUCCAGGGCCAGGAGGGCGAUCACUACCACAGCUGCAUGCAGCUGGCCCCGCCGCGCGGUCUGGAAGAGCUGGGCCGCGGCCCCUUGAGUUUGGCCAGUGGCCCUCGGGUGGGUGGGGUGGCGGCGGCGGCCACCGAUGCGCCCCGCAUGGAGUGGAAGGUCAAGGUGCGCAGCGACGGGACCCGCUAUGUGGCCAAGCGACCGGUGCGGGACCGCCUCCUAAAAGCCCGGGCCCUGAAGAUCCGGGAGGAGCGCAGCGGCAUGACCACCGACGACGACGCGGUGAGUGAGAUGAAGAUGGGCCGCUACUGGAGCAAGGAGCAGCGGAAGCAGCACCUGAUCCGGGCCCGGGAGCAGCGGAAGCGGCGCGAGUUCAUGAUGCAGAGCCGACUAGAGUGCCUGCGGGAGCAGCAGAGCGGCGACAGCAAGGCUGAGCUCAACAUCAUCGCCCUGAGCCACCGCAAAACCAUGAAGAAGCGGAGCAAGAAGAUCCUGGACAACUGGAUCACCAUCCAGGAGAUGCUGGCCCACGGCACGCGCUCAGCCGACGGGAAGCGGGUCUACAACCCUCUGCUCUCUGUCACCACUGUCUGAGCCCAGCUGUGCUCCAGGGCACGGGUCCUCCGCCCUGGCCCAGGUCCACUGAGCCUGCCAGGACCCCGUCUUCUGCUCUCCCUUAGAAUCUAGCGUGUGUCUGUGUGUGCGCGUGCGACUUUGUUACCAGACAGAAGCCCCUGGAGGACGAGGGACGCUUCUCUCCAUUGGUGACUUCCUUCUCCCCAAGUACAGAGACCACAUCAACAGCUGGCCUGGGGGCAGACCCGUAUCGGCCCCCCCUUCAGCCGUAGGCGUGUGUGUGUGUGAGACACGAGCCCAGACACAUGUACGCAUGCAGACACACGCAUUUCCCUCCAGAGCGCUCUCAGUGCGGGCACUUGGGGACAGGGAAGUCAGCUGAAAAGCAGAGGCAAAGAAGACUGUCCUAAGCACAAGAGAAUGUCCGUUACUUGUAGACAAAGGCAACCCUGAUCUCUGUGGUUCUUUUCCUUUUCUGUGCUUGCCAGUUGUUGUUUUUUGGGUUUGUUUGUUUUGUGGACCUGCUCUGAGGGCUGGCAGCUCCUUCAGGCAGCCUGACAGAGGUGGAAUCCCCGAGCGAUAGCUGGGAAGGAGGGGGGUG